AUGGCAUAUUACCGAUCAUCCACCACCAAGCUUGAACGUCCUGUCCAAGUCCUCAACGACGCCUACAUUGAUACGAAAAGGCUCAUAGAAAUGAUGGACGGGUUGUUUCCCUCCGGAGACUACAAAGCUCGGCAUAAGGACAACCGCUGGAUGAUCCAAGCUCCACGACCGCUCACGGACGACGAGAUCGAGUCCAUCUACCAAGAUUCUUCCUCGAUUUAA
Mytilinidion resinicola is the source of this 222-nucleotide messenger RNA. RefSeq lists its product as uncharacterized. The record is from RefSeq and is a predicted model, not a curated record. Bases 1 to 222 code for a protein of 73 amino acids. The transcript is spliced from 3 exons. Lineage: Eukaryota; Fungi; Ascomycota; Dothideomycetes; Mytilinidiales; Mytilinidiaceae.